Molecule: messenger RNA, 2221 nt
Organism: Hypomesus transpacificus
Lineage: Eukaryota; Metazoa; Chordata; Actinopteri; Osmeriformes; Osmeridae
Gene: itpka
Product: inositol-trisphosphate 3-kinase A
Exons: 7
Coding region: 401-1771 (456 amino acids)
Biological process (GO): inositol phosphate biosynthetic process
Cellular component (GO): nucleus; cytoplasm
Molecular function (GO): inositol-1,4,5-trisphosphate 3-kinase activity; inositol tetrakisphosphate kinase activity
Source: RefSeq, a predicted model, not a curated record
AUAAGGAAGUAACUCGCCAAAAAGUCAAAAUAAAACAGUUGAUUUUAGGCUACUCAGGAAGACAGUAGAGGGCCAUAUGCGGAUGUAAUUAAAUACUGAAAGGCGUUUGACGCAUGUGUGCGCCACACAUGGAGAGGGUUUCCCCAUACAACAAUCUACCGUCAGCAUUUUGAUAGCGGCCGGCGAUGAUUGCCAGAGGCAUUUUCUCGUACAACUCAAGGAAUAUGCUUAGGAAGAAUAGGAUAGCUUAUUACUGUUACUUUGUUUCAGUACGACAAAAUAGAUAUACAACUGUAGACUUUUUAAAUGACUAGAUUUGAGGGAGAGCGCUUCAACUGAUUUAUUUGGGUAUAUCCAAGUCUGUUGCGCUUCAAGUCGCACGUUUACACACCACCACCAAAUGCCGAAGGAGAGGAGAAAGACCUCCAAGGAGGCUGGACUUUCUGGGGCUAGGAUCAACAGCGAGCGCAAAAACAGCCGCAGAUCAACAGAGAUCUGCGAUGAACUCUCUCAGAUGGCGGAUCAAGUGGUCGGCCCAUCGGCAGAGCAACCUUUUCUAAGCUCAGCACAAGCGGAGACGAUUAUAGAAGUGCGCCGAGUACCGCAAGUCACUAUCACACCGGAGGCAGGUGGUUGCUCCCGAGAGAUGCAGCAAGAGGACUGGGGGGACGUGGACGGCCCGCUGCGACGGAAGAUGUCCAACUCCUCCAUCUCCUCAACAGGGUCGUCACUGGUGGAGUCCGAGGACGAUGUCCUCAGCGACAACGAGACGAAGAGCAGAGGCAUCAUCACGCUUGAUCACCUAGGGGACACGGGGGAACACAGCCGACCAUGGUGGAAGAUAAAGACCAUCGUUCAAUGGCCCUUAGUGGCCUCCCAGAGGAAACGACUGUCCUGGGUGCAGCUAGCUGGACAUAAAGGCAGUUUCAAGGCUGGCGAUGACGGCACCAUUCUGAAGAAGUUCUCGGAGAACGAGAAGCUGUGUUUUGAGCGUCUCCGUGGUGACGUGCUGCAGGCGUUUGUUCCAGGGUACCACGGGGUGGUGAUGAAAGAUGGAGAGACCUUCCUUCACAUGACCGACCUGCUGGCCUCCUUCGACCUGCCCAGCGUCAUGGACUGCAAGAUAGGAGUGAGGACGUACCUGGAAGAUGAGUUGGUGCGAGCACGGGAGCGCCCCAAGCUACGGAGGGACCUGUAUGAGAAGAUGCUGGAGGUGGACCCAGAGGCCCCAACCACCCAGGAAGCCCAGCAGAGGGCAGUCACCAAGCCCCGCUACAUGCAGUGGAGAGAGACUCUCAGCUCCACACACACUCUGGGCUUCAGGAUAGAGGGUAUCAAGAAAGCUGAUGGGACAUGCUGCACCACCUUCAAAAAGACGCGGACUUCGGAGGACGUCACCAAAGUCUUCAGGGAAUUUGUGGGAGACAACACACACAUCAGUGACACAUAUUUAAGCAGACUGACUGAGAUACAGCAAGCUCUCAAGACAUCCGAGUUCUUUAAACAACAUGAGGUCAUUGGCAGUUCUUUACUCUUUAUCCACGACCACACUGAACAAGCUCAGGUGUGGCUUAUUGACUUCGGCAAGACCACGGCGCUACCAGAGGGCCACACGCUCAACCACCAUGUUCCCUGGCAGGAAGGCAACCGUGAAGAUGGCUACCUGUUGGGCCUGGACAACCUUAUCCUCACCCUGGGCUCUGUCAACACAGCAGGUGCCAAGGAUGAGGGCACCAGCGCUCAGGGAUCGGUGACUAGUAAAAAAUACUAGUUACAGGAAAAAAAGCCUAGUGAAUGAACGAGUGAAGUUCGUGAAUUGACACGUAGUGUGACACGAGAGAUGACUCCUGUGGAACAAACGUCUGGCAGGGCAGAGCACAUGUCUACCACUGAAGCUGAUCAAGCUGUACCAAUCAGAAACCAUCCAGAUCCAUCCAAAACUGGGACUAUGACUGAAACCUUUGGCAGACCACUGUAUGUAUCUGCCCUAGCACAACUCUUGUCUCUGUGUCCUCUGGAAGGAAUGAGGUUAAAAAAGUGGUUGCGGUUGUAUUGUCCACUGACCACUGAACUUCUCUAACAUGGCCAAGCCCUGGAUUCUUGUUCUUUUUAUCUAUUUAAGGGUUCCCUUUUUAUCAGCAUUGAGUAUAUGCCCAGGAAGCCUUUUAUUAUGACUCAUAUGCCUAGUAAGACUCAAAGACUACAAACUUAACCGAAAAUA